This is a messenger RNA of Prorocentrum cordatum, 1641 nucleotides long. The record is from the annotation of a GenBank genome assembly. Lineage: Eukaryota; Dinophyceae; Prorocentrales; Prorocentraceae.
CCCCCCCUCCUCCUCACCCCCUCCGCGCGGUGGCCCGCCAGCGCCAUGGGGCUGCUGGAGCCCGUCGCCGCCUUCUGGCCGGCCGCGGCCUGGCCGGCCACCUUCGCGCUCUGCUCGGGCGGCUUCGGCAACAUCGUCUACGCGUUCGGCUUCGACGCGAUCAUGCCUGGGGUCGUCUCGACUGGCCCUCCUCCGACACAUGACGGCGGCGCUGGCCAAGUACCACCACAAGACGCCCCUAACACCCUUCGGCAUUGCCUGCUGUGGCCUCUACGCCGCGUACGGCGUGAGGCUGUCGACCUACGUGCUUCGGCGUCAGGGCGAGGACAGCUACCUCCCCAAGCUCGAGGCCCUGCAGCUGAAGUCCGACAUGAUGGGCGUGGCGGGCAAAUUCGCCAUCGUUGCUGGGGUGAGCUUCUCGCAGGCGCUCUACGCCCUGCCGCUGACUGUGGCCAUGUCUCCCUCUGCUGCACGGGCACGACCAGCGCUCAGGGCUCUUGGGUGGGCGGGGGUUGGCAUUUCUGCAGUCGGUCUGUUAAUCCGGGAGCAUGUUGCUGAUGAGCAGAAGCUCGCUGGGAAGCGGGAGAAGCCUGGCGCCCCCGUAGUGGACGGUUUGUACAGCUACUGCAGGCAUCCGAAUUAUCGGAACCUCCUGUUCCACUGCGGCAUCUCCUGCAUGGGCGUCAGCGGCACGCCGAUGCAGGUGUUUGCUUGUGUGUUUCCGACGUUCUUCAUGGGCUUCACCCUCCAGAACGCAGCUGUGCGGUCAGACAAAGAGGAGAGCUAUUAUUUUUCCAUUUUGCAUUGCCACGUUGUGCCUGCCUACACAUCCGCUUUGCAAUUGGCGCGCCGCUCUUCCACGCUGAUAACAAGUUUCAUAUUUGCAUCCAGUUUUGAAGGUGAUCCCCUUCCAUGGCACCCGAGCUGCGCGCGCGAGAGCAAAUAGCAUUCUGUAGGCAGACCACAGGUACAAGAACAUUCCAGGAUGUAUUUCUCUCUUAUUUGUCCAUGCUGGGAGCUGCUGCGUGCUCUCAGGUGCUCGGACGUUUUCAAGUAUGCAUGCGAUCUUGGUUUGGAUUAGCCUGUUGUUGAGUACGAGUGUAUUCUUGCGCAGUUUAUUUCCUGGGACGCGGCCGACUCCCGGCAACAUGCGGUACCUCUUGAGCGUUGAAAAGUUCAUCGGCCUGGAAUCUGGAACACUUGCAAGAUCGCGGCCAUGAGUAUUCUCGGGGCUCGCGUCCUCAUCUCCUCGUUGUCGCUCUUGUUGCCUCGUCUCUGGGUCUCGGGUUCUGUCUGGCCACCUGUUCGCCGCUCCCGUGCAUACUUGUUCUUGGUGGCUUCCCGCUGUUCAGCAGCGCGAGUGCAGCUGUGCGCACAGUGCGGGUCCAGAUCGUGGUUCUAACUGUUGUGCGUGGCAGGUGUCGACUGCAGCGCCCGCAGCCGGAGAGUUGCCUUCAAACACCAGCGUUUAAGCAUACGACAAGCAUGUUAAAGGGGGGCCAUUCGUUGCGCGCGUUUGUUUUCCCCCUUCGUGACGGGUGUCCGGCUUGUCUCGCACGUGGGCACACGACGACGUGACGAGGCCUGGUCGUAUUGGUGGGUGGCUGAAAUAACCACGUCCCGCAAUAGAUGCAGCCGGCC